Messenger RNA from Setaria italica (foxtail millet), 2268 nucleotides. RefSeq names its product endoglucanase 7. The transcript is spliced from 5 exons. Lineage: Eukaryota; Viridiplantae; Streptophyta; Magnoliopsida; Poales; Poaceae. The coding region runs from base 383 to 2059 and encodes 558 amino acids. The record is from RefSeq and is a predicted model, not a curated record. Gene Ontology annotation, biological process: carbohydrate metabolic process. Gene Ontology annotation, molecular function: hydrolase activity, hydrolyzing O-glycosyl compounds.
ACGGCACGGGAAGGCCGCGACGCGCCCCGCGCUCUCGCCUCGCUUAUAAUUUUCCUCGUCUCGUUUCCUCCUCGCUUUCUCUUCUCCCUUCCUUUGCCGCCGCGCGCGCCCCUCCCCAACCCCUCCGCUCCCGAGUAUUCUAUUCUAUAUUCCAUUCCCCUGGGGGCCGAGCGGGCCGAACCGAUUCAACACGCUGUGCGCGUCUCGUGUCGGGCGGGGUCGCGGAUAUAAGCCCGCGCGCGCCGCUCGUCAAGGAGGACGGCAGCGCGAGAUCACUCGAUCGCGCGCCCACACAACACGCACAGAGGCGGCAGAGGAAAGCGGCGCGCGGCAGAGCAGGUUGCCAGAGCAGAGCACAGCGGCGGUGGGGCAUCCACGGCACAUGCGAGCAGGAGCAGCGGCGCGGAGGCAGCCGCAUGCGGAGGCGCCGCGCGGGGUCUCUCCUCGUGCAAUGAGCGGCGCGGGCGCCGCGUCGUCGUGCCGGCGGCGGCAGCUCGGGGUCGCGGUUCUGCUGCUGCUGGUUGCUCUCGCGGCCGGUCUUGGUGGAGCAGAGGGGAAGGCGCACAACUACGAGGACGCGCUGCAGAAGAGCCUGCUCUACUUCGAGGCGCAGCGGUCGGGGCGGCUCCCGCACAGCCAGCGCGUCGCCUGGCGCCACCACUCCGGCCUCACCGACGGCCUCGAGCAAGGGGUGGACUUGGUGGGCGGCUACUACGACGCCGGGGACCAUGUCAAGUUCGGCCUGCCCAUGGCGUUCACGGUGACGAUGCUGUCGUGGAGCCUGAUCGAGUACGGCGGCGACGUCGCGGCGGCCGGCGAGCUCGGCCACGCGCUCGAGGCCGUCAAGUGGGGCACCGACUACUUCAUCAAGGCGCACACCAAGCCCGACGAGCUCUGGGCCGAGGUGGGUGACGGCGACACGGACCACUACUGCUGGCAGCGGCCGGAGGACAUGACGACGUCGCGGCAGGCGUACAAGGUCGACCGCGACCACCCGGGCUCCGACGUCGCCGGCGAGACUGCGGCCGCCAUGGCCGCCGCCUCCAUCGUCUUCCGCGACUCCAACCCGCACUACGCGCACCUCCUCCUCCACCACGCCCAGCAGCUGUUCGAGUUCGCCGACAAGUACAGGGGCAAAUACGACAGCAGCAUCGCGGAGGUGAAGAGCUACUACGCGUCGGUGAGCGGGUACAAGGACGAGCUCCUGUGGGCCGCCCUGUGGCUCCACCGCGCCACCGGCAGGGCCGACUACCUCGACUACGUCGUCGACAACGCCCACUCCUUCGGCGGCACCGGCUGGGCCAUCAACGAGUUCAGCUGGGACGUCAAGUACGCCGGCGUCCAGAUCCUAGCAACAAGGUUGCUGCUGAGAGGGGAGCACGCGGCGCGCCACCGGAGCACGCUGGAGCAGUACAGGGCGAAGGCGGAGCACUACGUGUGCGCGUGCCUUGGCCGGAACGCGGACGGCGGCGCGGACGCCAACGUGGAGCGCAGCCCCGGCGGGAUGCUCUACAUCCGGCAGUGGAACAACAUGCAGUACGUGACCAGCGCCGCGUUCCUGCUCUCGGCCUACUCCGACUACAUGGCAGAGGCCGGCGUCGUCACCGUGCAGUGUGGCGGCGGCGAGGCCGUGGCGGCGGAGGAGGUGUUUGCGCUGGCCAGGGCGCAGGUGGACUACGUGCUGGGCACCAACCCCAGGGGCGUCAGCUACCUGGUCGGGUACGGCCCCAAGUACCCCAACCGGGUGCACCACCGCGCCGCCUCCAUCGUGCCGUACAAGCACAGCAAGGAGUUCAUCGGCUGCACGCAGGGGUUCGACCACUGGUUCGGCCGCCGGAGCUCCAACCCCAACGUGCUCGUCGGCGCCAUCGUCGGCGGGCCGGACCGCCGGGACAGGUUCAGGGACAACAGGGAGAACUACAUGCAGACGGAGGCGUGCACGUACAACACCGCGCCCAUGGUCGGCAUGUUCGCCAAGCUGCACCGGAUGGCGCGGCAGGAGCCGGAACGGGGGCCGACGCCGGCAGCGCCGGUGACGUCGGCGGCGUCUGAGGUGUAAAUAGAUAGGACGUAGAGGGGGGCCUGUACAAUUUUCCCCAUUCUUUGGUUCAAUUCUUUUGGGCUUUGGAUUCCAUUUUACACAGAUCGGAGAUGAUUGUAUACAAAAAGGAAGAAGAAAAGGGGUGGAGGCAUUGACAUGCAAAUGUAAAUUCGCUACCAGUACAUACGAGGAGGAAAAAAAAAUUGACAUGCUUAAUUUAUUGGCGA